Cyclopterus lumpus (lumpfish) is the source of this 1261-nucleotide messenger RNA. Its product is annotated as fucolectin-6-like. The coding region runs from base 116 to 1051 and encodes 311 amino acids. The record is from RefSeq and is a predicted model, not a curated record. The transcript is spliced from 6 exons. Lineage: Eukaryota; Metazoa; Chordata; Actinopteri; Perciformes; Cyclopteridae.
UGAUUGGUUAGAUACGGUCCCACUGAGACGCAUAUAAAGAGCACAGGAGUUGUUUGAGGUGUUUGGAAGCGUUAUUAUUUUUCAUUGAAUCAUCUUGACGGUUGGGGUCUCCAGAAUGAUGAAACCCAGCGUUUUUGUUCUCCUGCUGCUCCUCCUGGAGACGCGCUCAGCUUCCACGUAUGAGAACGUGGCCUUGCGUGGAAAGGCGACCCAGUCAGACCGCUAUGAGCACGCCUUUGGCGCCGCCUCCAGUGCUAUUGAUGGAAACCGUAAUUCUAAAUUCCAUUCUGGAUCCUGCACCCACACUGAUAAAGAGAAGAACCCCUGGUGGAGAGUGGACCUGCUGGAGUCCUACAUCGUCACCUCCGUCAUCGUCAUCAACAGAGAAGACUGCUGCUCCGAAAGGCUCAACGGGGCGGAGAUUCACAUCGGAAACUCUUUAGACGACAACGGUGCCGCAAACCCAAUUGUUGGUACAAUUCCUGAAACUAAUUCAGACAGACAGUUUACUCUGACUUUCACUGAACGUGUGGAGGGACGUUACGUGACUGUUCUUCUACCGGGUUCAGAUAAAUACCUCACCCUCUGCGAAGUGGAAGUCUACGGGUACCGUGCCCCGACUGGAGAGAACCUGGCACUCGGAGGAAAAGCCUCCCAGUCGUCACUGUAUGAAUUCGGCACGGCUUCUAACGCCAUCGAUGGGAAUCCUAACAGCAGGUGGGAGGACGGCUCCUGCAGCCACACCAACAACAACAUCAACCCCUGGUGGCGACUGGAUCUGCGCACAACCCACAAAGUGUUUUCCGUAAAGAUAGCAAACCGAGAGGAAGUCUCCCACCGACUCGAUGGAGCCGAGAUCCGCAUCGGAGAUUCCAUCGCAAACUUCGGCAACAACAACACCAGGUGUGCUGUGAUCACCAGUAUCCCAUCAGGUGGAGUCGCUGAGUUCCAGUGCAAUGGGAUGGACGGUCGUUACGUCAACGUGGUCAUCCCAAGAGAAGAGUUUCUGAGUCUGUGUGAGGUGGAGGUGUACGGCUCUCCCCUGGAUUAAGGAGGAAGUGCUUCAUAAUACAAGCCGAUAAUCAAAAAGCACUACUUUUGUAACAGUGAUUCCAUUGUGAUUUGUUUUCUUAAUCUCACUACGUGUUGCAUAUGUUUUCAUUUGUAAGGCUGUGAGUUGUCUUUUUUAAUACCAAACCUUUGGUGUGCUGUCACUACCUGCUGCAGGAUAUACUGAAAUGCAAUUAAAUCUUAAACGGAG